CCCUCUGCCAGGCAGUCUGACUAGACUGCCCCUGAAGGCGCUCCCACCCGCGAGCGCGGCGAAACCUUCUGGAAGCCGCGCAAAGCCUGAUGGGGAGGCCGCUGAGUGCUUCCGGGUGGAGUGUGGGCGCCGAGCCUGAGCGGCCUGUCCUCACACGCCGGCGGCAGUUGCACUACCUAUAGCCUGUGGAACCCCUGGAGGUCGUGUCCAGAAAGGUGCCAGAAGAGUAGAGGUCCUGGUGCACAGUGUCUUCACCCUACAGCAUUUGGAAGUGAUUGUCCCUGAGGGACAGAAGUUUCUCCUGGCUUUUUGUGGAAAGACCAGACAUGGCUGAGGUGGUUGCUGCCCGAAGGUUCAAGCCCCCACAGGGAUGAUGCUUCUCUUUGCCUUCCUCCUCUUCAUGGGAUGGCCACUGGGCUUCGUUGAGCCCUGGAGCUAUAAUGUACAGUGCUAUGAGUGUGUAGUGAAAAACACCUUUAAUUGUCCAGAACUUAGAACGUGUCCUUAUGAAAUUAGGCGCUGUUAUACUGUCUCCAUGCGUUUGAAUUCUCGGGACAUACUCGUCGUCAAGAACUGCACAUUUAACUGCACAUUUAUGUAUAGAUCCGAAGAGCCUCCAGAAGCCCCCAGAAGAAAGACGACUCAUAGAUUUAACAGUUUUUAUUGGGUUAAUUGUUGUGGUGCGAACAUGUGCAAUUUCCAAGGACCUAGUAAUCUGGAGAGGGACAUCACAGCAGAAUACACACUUGAAGAGGAUAUAGAAGAUAAUGCACAAUUGGUGCAGUCAGCUUUGUUCCUGAGCAUCGUCUCCAUUCUAGUCAGGAACACGCUGACCUGAGAAGCCCCCUUUGGAGGGGCUGAUCAUCUCCCCAUCUCUCACAAGUUAGCUCUCCUUUACUCUCCUGUCAGCCACACUCACAAGAACACACUCUCUUGUGUCCUUUACUAUUACUCUCCCUGACCUCUAGAGCCCCCGGUUGAUGAGUUCCCCAUUUAGCACCUGUUGCAAGAGAGAAAUAAACACCAGACUCGUUCAGGUA
Messenger RNA from Cervus elaphus (red deer), 1040 nucleotides. Its product is annotated as glycosyl-phosphatidylinositol-anchored molecule-like protein. Lineage: Eukaryota; Metazoa; Chordata; Mammalia; Artiodactyla; Cervidae. The coding region runs from base 371 to 838 and encodes 155 amino acids. The transcript has 5 exons. The record is from RefSeq and is a predicted model, not a curated record.